AUGGCUAUCAUCGCUGUCGCCGGAGGUGCCGGAAAGCUCGGUCGCGCAAUCGUUGAAGCGAUUGUUGAACAGGGCCAGCAUACCGUAGUGAUCCUUGCUCGAGAGGCUAAAGAUGUACAAGGAGCCAAGGUUGUCAGCGUGGACUACGCCAACACCGAUGAGCUUGCAGCCACGCUUGAGGCCAACAGUAUUGAGACUGUCAUAUCCACCAUCAACUCUAUGGACGACGUCUCUGCUGAGCUGAGCUUGAUCAAAGCAGCUGAGAAGUCGGGAUCUACCAAGCGAUACAUCCCUAGCAUCUGGGGUAUUAAAAACAACGAAGAGAUCGCAUCUUACUUCCCCAUCGCUCGGGCCAAGCUUAAUGUCAUUGCUGCUUUGGAAGCAACCUCGAGCCUCGAGUAUACCACUGUGUACGUCGGCUACUUUUCUGACUACUGGGUACUCCCCAAGGUCAAGUCUUACCAAAGCCCUCUCGCUCUGGUAGUCGACAUCGAGAACAAUUUCGCCGCCAUUCCCGGGUCUGGCAAUGAGCUCGUGACUUUUACCCACACUUUUGACGUCGCUCGCUUUGUCGCAGUACUCGUCGGGGCGUCCAAGUGGGACAAGGAAUCCUACAUCAUUGGGGACAAGGUUUCGUGGAACCAAUUCGUGCAAUACGCUGAAGAGGCCAAGGGUGUCAAGUUCACCGUCAAGCACGACUCGAUUGAGGACCUCAAGGCCGGUAAGAUCACGGAACUCCCUUCUCACGUGUACAUGUAUCCCUUCUUCCCCAAGCCGAUGCUGCAGGGCCUUUUUGCAGCUUUUGGCCGCAUGUUUAUUGAGGGGGCGUUUGACCUUAAGCCUGAGCGUACGCUCAAUGAGUCAUUCCCUGAAAUCAAGGCGCGAAAGAUCAAGGACCUUCUCUUUGAAGCUUGGGGGCAAUGCUUGAAUCGCAAGACGACGUGUCAUUAUGGCGAGCGAAAAGGAAGAGGGCGUGGCAAAAGCAAGCAGUACAUUACAACACUUGAGCAACGACUAAAGAAUGUCGAAGUCGCACUGCAAGCCGUCCCUACAGUCAGUCAUGAUUCAAGUCAGGUUUCUACAGAUGCCGGACACCCUCAUGAGGUAACGCCUGGCCAUGGGACGUCAACAACCGAUGAAACUCAAUCUCUACCGUCGAGAUGGCCAGAAGAGGUCACCAGAAAGAUAAUCGACGCUCAGAAAAACAAUAUCAACCUCGAGCGAAAAGUAUUCGUCCCGCUCCCCCCAAAAGAGCACAUUUUACACUUUAUAUCCAACUCCCUGGCAGACGUGUACGAAGCACAGGCACUCUUCAGCUCCGACGAUGUUCUCAAGGUCAUCAAUGACCAGUACUCAGCCGGGCCAUCAAAUUGUCACGCGAACCCUACUCGCUGGGCAACGCUCAACGCUCUCAUUGCCACAGGCAUUCAUUGGAAGGCCGACAACAAAGCAAUAAAAGAAAUGUUCCCUGUUUCGUGGUCAUACUUUAAAAAUGCCUUUGCUAUUUUCCCAGAGAUCGUCAUGAACGGUGGCGGCAUCGACGAGUGUCAAGCGAUGAUUGCUAUGGCUUUGUUUAUGAGGGGGACUGCUGACUCCCGCGCAUUAACUGCGCUAUUAUCGGCGGCGGCGCAUGCCGGCCACUGUAUUGGUUUGGGCUUGGAAGGUCUUGAUGGAUCAAAUGACUUGAUCGGCGAGGAAAGGCGUAAGAGGUCAUUUUGGACUUUAUACGUGCUUCGAUGCAAUGCGUCGCUGAACCUUAACCUCCCCGCCCCAUCUGAUGAAGUGAGUGUCGAGCUUCCGUCACAGGGUCUCAUAACAGAUGAUAGUUCCAGCAUACAUCUCCUAAGGUCUAUGUCAACGCUGGCACAGAUCCAGUCGAGAAUAAGCCGAUGUUGUCGUCCUGGUUCAUCACUGUCGAAGAGUAGUGAUGAAAUGAUCCAGGCUCUUGCUGAAAUAGACACAGAUCUGGAAUCAUGGAGGACAGGGCUGCCGACAGAAGUCCAGGCUAGAGGAUUGAUCCAAGUGGACAAUCUUGGCAUCAUACAACUCCACUUCGCCUACUACGCUUCUACUUGGAAAAUCUAUGCGGCUAUCGGGAAGCUCUAUGAUGUCCCUCUCACGUCGAUCGAACGAGAACAUCCAAACCUGCAUCUGAUACUUCAUGAUCAUGAAGACUCAGAGGUGUCUCUGAACGUCGAAUGGAUUGGACAAUUCGUUGCUUUUCUGCAGACUUUCCAACACCGAGAAGGAUGCAAUCUGAGUGGCCUCAUCGAAUUUUGCUCCAAGCUGUACGAUAUCGCAUCGUUUGCACAACGCAAUCCAACAGACGUGGUGAACGACGGUGAAGAUGACGCAGGGGCAUUACAGGGGCAGUAUACAGGCCUCCUUACCAACAUGCCGCUUCUAGGCAAGAAGGCAAUGGAAGUGUUCCACGACAUAGUAGCAGAGACCAGGGAAGAUGGAUUCACGCCGCUUGUGCCCAAUGUACUCAAACCUAGCUCUUUCAACUUCUUUGGUUACAGUAAAGCCGCUACAGAGCACUAG
Fusarium tjaetaba is the source of this 2544-nucleotide messenger RNA. Its product is annotated as transcriptional activator Mut3p. Gene Ontology annotation, biological process: DNA-templated transcription. The coding region runs from base 1 to 2544 and encodes 847 amino acids. Lineage: Eukaryota; Fungi; Ascomycota; Sordariomycetes; Hypocreales; Nectriaceae. The record is from RefSeq and is a predicted model, not a curated record. Gene Ontology annotation, molecular function: DNA binding; zinc ion binding. The transcript has 7 exons.